GAUCUACGCCAUCGCAUUAACUACGUCGCCUCAUAUCACGACACUCCGACCACGUCGCUGUGGACAAAAGAACACGACGCGCGUAUAGGAGGCUAAAACUACGACUGAGAUUCGUCCAUCAACUGCACCUCCGUAAUCCACCACCAUGUCUGAACGAAAGGUGCUCACCAAGUACUACCCCCCAGACUUCGACCCCUCGAAGAUCACUCGCCAGCGCGGUCCCAAGAAUGCAGGCCCCAAGCUCAUGACUGUCCGUCUUAUGGCGCCAUUCUCCAUGAAAUGCACACACUGCGGCGAGUUCAUCUACAAGGGCCGCAAGUUCAACGCGCGGAAAGAGACUACGGAGGAGAAAUACUAUAACAUUGCCAUCUUCCGCUUCUACAUCCGAUGCACGCGAUGCUCCGGCGAAAUCACCUUCAAGACCGACCCUAAGAACAUGGACUACGCAUGUGAGCGCGGCGCAAAGCGAAACUUCGAACCCUGGAGGGAGGCUAAGCUCAACGAAGAGAACGAGGAGGAGCGCUUAGACCGGAUAGAGCGAGAGGAGGCGGAGCGCGACGCCAUGAAGGAGCUCGAGACAAAGGUCUUGGAUGCGAAGACAGAGAUGGCUAUCGCAGAUGCUCUAGACACGAUUCGUUCGAGAAACGCGAGACUCGAAAAGGCAGAGCGCGAAGGCACCAGGACGGAUGUACCACCGGAUUCUGCUGAUGAACGCCGGAAGAAGCAAGAGGAAGAAGACGCCGAGGCAGCCCGCCAAGCAUUCGCAAACCGCGGCAUGCCAGAUAUUGGUGAGGAAACCAUUGACGAGGACAUGAUGGAUGCACCAAUCGAGGUGCCUUCUGUUGCAACCUUUGCUACUAAAAAGCCGAAAGAAAAGAAGGACUUUAGCGCUGCACUUGGCAUCAAGAAGAAGGCAACUGCUCCUGCUCCUGCUCCGGCCAACAUAUCGCAAGUGAAAGCCGCUCCAGUGCCGUCGAAACUGUCUACCAUGCUUGUAGCUGGCUAUGAUAGCGACAGCGAUUGAGACAAACAGCAGAAGAGCAUUUACGGCGUUUGGACGAAUUAUAUGAGCGCUGACAAUACCGACAUGAUCGUAAUAUACAUCUUCUCGGCUUGGAACUCUCCACGAACCGAGUAGACUACGUAGUGAUUCGAACGAUUUGACGGAACAAGCGAAUUGAACGAUUGUGCCCAAGUGCAUGUCAUUACAAAGUA
Molecule: messenger RNA, 1215 nt
Organism: Pyrenophora tritici-repentis Pt-1C-BFP
Lineage: Eukaryota; Fungi; Ascomycota; Dothideomycetes; Pleosporales; Pleosporaceae
Biological process (GO): mRNA splicing, via spliceosome
Cellular component (GO): U2-type catalytic step 1 spliceosome
Source: RefSeq, a predicted model, not a curated record